AUGUCGGACAAAAGCGACCUAAAAGCAGAGCUGGAGCGCAAGAAGCAGCGCCUCGCCCAAAUCAGGGAGGAAAAAAAGAGAAAGGAGGAGGAGAGGAAGAAGAAAGAGUCAGAGAGCCAGCAGAAGAGAGAGAUGACCCCAGAGGAUUCAGACUUAGACCGUAAGCGCAGGGAGACUGAGGCCCUGCUACAGAGUAUCGGCAUCUCACCGGAGCCUCCUCUAGUCCAUUCUUUGCAGCCGUUAAUGUUAGACUCAUGUUAUCUUCAUUAUUUAGUCCCGACCCCUGUGUCCCCCUCCAAAUCAGUGAGCACGCCCAGUGAGACGGGGAGCCAGGAUUCAGCUGACGGCGGAGCAGCGAGCAGGACACUGCAGUGGGACACAGAUCCUUCUGUGCUGCAGCUGCAGGCUGAUUCUGAGCUCGGGCGCAGGAUGCAGAGGUUGGGGGCCUCUAAGAUCACACAGGUAGACUUCCUUCCCAAAGAGGUGGUCUCUUACAGCAAAGAGACGCAGACACCACUCACAGCCCACCUGUCUGAAGAGGAGGAAGAGGAAGAUGAGGAGAUGAUGGAGGCGAAGCCGGGCCCUGAGUCGGAGCAGCAGGAUGAUGAUGACAACAGGGAAACCAAAGAAGGCUCAUUUCCGGUGCUGCGGGAGCUGACGGAGGAGGAGAGGCAGCAGAUCCUGCACUCCUCUGAGUUUCAGAACUUCUUCGACUGCAGCAUCCGGGUGAUGGAGCGAGCCCUGGCCGAAGACGGCGACAUCUUCUUCGACUACAGUGGCCGGGACCUGGAGGACAAAGAGGGAGACUUGGGUAGCGGUUCCAGCCUGUCCUUCAGCAGACUCUUCUAUGACGAACACUGGUCGAAACAUCGCGUGAUCACCUGCCUCGACUGGUCCCCUCAGUAUCCUGAGUUGCUGGUCGCCUCCUAUAACAAUAAUGAAGAUGCUCCUCAUGAACCGGAUGGUGUUGCCCUUGUAUGGAACAUCAAGUUUAAGAAGGCCACACCAGAGUACGUCUUUCACUGUCAGUCUCCUGUAGUGUCUGUGGGCUUCGCUAGGUUUCAUCCCAACCUAGUGGUGGGGGGGACUUACUCUGGACAGAUCGUCCUGUGGGACAACCGCAGUCACCGUCGGACCCCCGUCCAGAGGACUCCCCUGUCUGCUGCUGCGCACACUCACCCGGUGUACUGUGUGAACGUGGUCGGCACCCAGAACGCCAACAACCUGAUCACUGUGUCUACAGACGGCAGGAUGUGCUCCUGGAGUCUGGACAUGCUCUCCCAGCCACAGGAAACCAUGGAACUGGUUUACAAUAAAUCCAAACCUGUGGCGGUGACAGGCAUGGCUUUUCCCACGGGAGACGUUAACAACUAUGUUGUCGGGAGUGAGGAGGGCACUGUGUACACUGCAUCCAGACACGGCAGUAAGGCGGGUAUCUGUGAGAUGUUUGAGGGCCACCAGGGGCCCGUGACAGGCAUCAGCUGCCACAGCGCAGUGGGCACCGUCGACUUUUCCCACCUCUUCAUCACAUCCUCCUUCGACUGGACCGUCAAACUCUGGAGCACCAAGCACAACAAGCCUCUGUACUCGUUUGAGGACAACGCCGACUAUGUGUACGACGUCAUGUGGUCGCCCGUGCACCCCGCGAUCUUCGCCGCCGUGGACGGCAUGGGCCGCUUAGACCUGUGGAACCUCAACAACGACACUGAGGUACCAACUGCAAGCGUGACCAUCGAGGGCGCCUCGGCCCUCAACAGGGUCCGCUGGUCGUCAGGGGGGAAGGAGGUGGCUGUGGGCGACUCAGAAGGCCGAGUCUGGAUCUACGACACUGGAGAGCUGUCGGUGGCUCACACUGAUGACUGGGGGCGCUUCGCUCGCACCCUGAUGGAGAUCCGUGCUAACCGGGCGGACGGUGAGGAGGAGGGGCCUAUGGAGCUGGCUUCAUAGAGCAGGACUCCAAACCAAAGCGGAG
Chelmon rostratus (copperband butterflyfish) is the source of this 1972-nucleotide messenger RNA. RefSeq names its product cytoplasmic dynein 1 intermediate chain 1 (gene dync1i1a). Gene Ontology annotation, cellular component: cytoplasmic dynein complex. Gene Ontology annotation, molecular function: dynein heavy chain binding; dynein light chain binding. NCBI's taxonomy places the organism in Eukaryota, Metazoa, Chordata, Actinopteri, Chaetodontiformes, Chaetodontidae. Gene Ontology annotation, biological process: transport along microtubule. The record is from RefSeq and is a predicted model, not a curated record. Bases 1 to 1947 code for a protein of 648 amino acids. The transcript has 16 exons.